Molecule: messenger RNA, 6288 nt
Organism: Seriola aureovittata
Lineage: Eukaryota; Metazoa; Chordata; Actinopteri; Carangiformes; Carangidae
Gene: slitrk5b
Product: SLIT and NTRK-like family, member 5b
Exons: 2
Coding region: 409-3069 (886 amino acids)
Biological process (GO): regulation of presynapse assembly; positive regulation of synapse assembly; axonogenesis
Cellular component (GO): membrane
Molecular function (GO): protein binding
Source: RefSeq, a predicted model, not a curated record
UCUUUUCCGUAGGUAGGUCAACAUCUUUUGGGGAAUGUAUCUCGGCAUGAUGCUCCAGUGCGCUGAUUCUUUGUGCAUGAAAUGACUUGACAUCCUCGCGACCACCGAGUGAGUGUGCGUGCGUGCGUGCGUGAGCGUCCAGAGAGGAGAGAGAGAGAGAGCGAGAGAGCGAGAGAAUAAGCAACUUUGUUACCAGGCAUAGCUGUGUCUCCUCCGGCACGGCGUGCUAAAAGAGAAGCAUUUGGCAGUUAUGGUUGAUCAGCGUUUCUUUCAUCCUCUCAAGUGCAUUAGAGACGACGGACGUGCUCGCGCCGAAUAGAUCCUGUUUCCUGUUUCGUUUUGUCGGAUUAAAGAUAAAAGAUGCGCUGAAAUACCUAACGAGCCGACAUCUCCAUCAAUGAGCGUGAGAUGACAUUGAGGAUGCCUAAUAGCAGGACUGUGAGCUCGGCCGUCAUUUGCAGGAAAAUGCAUCUUUGGAUUUCAUAUGUUUUGCUGAGUGCAACAUCAGUGUGCACUGCUGAGAUGUUUGGCAGUUAUGGGGAAAUAUGUCAAAGACUGUGUGCCUGUGAGGAGAGAGAGGGGAUACUUACAGUGAGCUGUGAAAACAGAGGGAUUGUAAGUCUCUCAGACAUAAGCCCAGUGUACUUCUCCCAGUAUCAUCUGCUGCUUACAGGGAAUCUUUUGAAAAAGCUGUCUGCCAAUGAUUUUGUUGAGUACAAUGGACUUACAAUAUUACAUCUGGGGAAUAAUGACAUAUCUGAGGUUGAAGCAGGAGCCUUUAAUGGACUUCAGGGAUUAAAGCGAUUACAUCUCAACAAUAACAAAAUUGAUGCCUUGAAGGAAGAGUUUUUCUUUGGCCUUGAAAGUCUGGAAUAUCUACAGAUUGAUUAUAAUUAUAUCACUCAUGUGGCGCCAAAUGCCUUCAGCAGACUUCGACAUCUGGAGGUCCUGAUUCUAAAUGACAACUUAAUAUCUACUCUGCCUGUGAACAUUUUCCAGUUUGUGCCACUGACUCAUUUGGACUUGAGGGGGAAUCAGCUCAAAGUGCUUCCCUACUCAGGUCUGCUGGAGCACAUGAACAGCGUUGUGGAGUUACAGCUGGAGGAGAACCCGUGGAACUGUUCCUGUGAGCUGAUUGCUCUGAAAACCUGGCUGGAGAGCAUAUCAUACACAGCUUUAGUCGGCGAUGUUGUUUGCGAGUUCCCGUUUCGGCUUCACGGGAGAGAUCUUGAUGAGGUCUCAAAACAGGAGUUGUGCCCGAGGAGAGCCAUUGCUGAAUAUGAGAUGCCACCCCUGCCACAUUUGAGCAGUGAUGCAUACUACAGGACCACGCCAGCUCUAGUUACAGCCUCCUUCACCUCAUCUGGGAUUGCGCGGUCCUCAUCAAGACCCACCAAGGCACCUCGACAGUCAGGCAAAUUAAAAUCAAGACCCACUGCUCGUGUCCCAUCUAAUAAACCACAAAAUUAUGGCCAAAUUAUAUCAUAUCAGACCAAAUCCCCCGUGCCUUUAGAUUGCCCGACAGCCUGCACCUGCAAUCUUCAAAUUUCAGACCUAGGCCUGAAUGUGAAUUGCCAGGAGCGAAAGAUUGAGCAUAUCUCUGAUUUAAAUCCCAAACCUUACAAUCCCAAAAAGAUGUAUCUCACAGGUAAUUACAUCCCUGUGGUGCGUCGAUCAGAUUUUAUUGAGGCAACCGGAUUAGAUUUGCUUCACCUCGGUAACAAUCGAAUAGCUCGCAUACAUGACAAAGCAUUUGGCGAUUUGACACAUCUAAGGAGACUUUACCUUAACGGGAAUUUGAUAGACCAUCUCACAGCUGACGUGUUUUAUGGAUUGGAGAGCCUACAGUUCUUAUAUUUAGAAUACAAUGUCAUUAAAGAGGUUGCUCCUGAUACCUUUCAGCACGUGCCCAAACUUCAGCUUCUUUUUCUGAACAAUAAUCUCCUGAAAACUUUACCAGUGGGAACGUUUAAUGGCCUGACAUUAGCCAGACUAAAUCUUCGCAACAACCAUCUGCGAUAUCUGCCAGUCAGUGGUGUGCUGGAUCAGCUUACAGCACUGGUGCAAGUCGACUUGUUUGAGAAUCCCUGGGAUUGCUCAUGUAGCAUACUGGAGCUGAAGAUGUGGCUGGAGCAGCUUAGCACAGGCACAGUUGUAAACAAUGUCAUCUGUGGCUCGCCCAAGAGACUAGCUGGGGAAGAUAUGAGAUACAUUAAGACAGCUAAUUUCUGCCCUAAUAACUCUGAUAUAUUUGCCUCCAUGAUCCCACCCUCUGAAGAAUCUUUUCCUGGCAGCACUAUCACCAUAGAAACCUCCUUGGACUCUGACACACAAUACAGUGCCAUUCCUUUAUCUGUGAUGAUUCUUGCCCUUCUCCUCAUGUUCAUUGUGUCUGUGUUUGUGGCUGCAGGACUGUUUGUGGCAAUGAAAAAGAGACGCCAAAAGAGCCAAAAUGAGCAGAAUAAUUCCAUGAAUGCUUGCAUUAGCUCUCUCAAUAUGGAGUAUGGCCUUUACAAAAAGGGAUCCAUCCCAAAAGUCAGAACAUCUGCUGGACAUGUGUAUGAGUACAUCCCACCUACCACAGAAUCCACAUGCAGAACUACAGCCCACACCCCGACGGACAGCAAGUCAGUGGAUGGAUUUAGAGACUUUGAUGAGUUGAGCGGCGCCUUUCUGGGUACCUCAGAUGAAGAGGCAGCCAGUAAUGUAAUAAGCUCAGAAUACAGUGCCACUACUCCAGAGCCGCUUAACAAACCCUCCACCCCUCACCAAGAUGAUCCGUGUUACUACAGAGACGUUCAUGAGCCUGACAAGCACACACGCUACAGCAAUACGCUACCAUGCAGGCAUGCAGCGCAUACAUCGAGUCAGUAUACCUCAGACUUUGAUGCACGGCAUCAAUACAUGCACCCAGAGAGAAUACAACAGACAAUACUCUAUUGUACAGCACCAAGUACUGUCUAUGUGGAGCCCAACAGGAGCGAGUACUGGGAACUUAAAGCAAAGCUUCACAUUGAUCCUGAUUACCUUGAGGUUCUUGAAAAACGAACCACAUUUACACAGUUUUAAGAGACUUGGCCCCUGGACGGUCAGAGUGGAUGCAUUGGUGCAAUGUGUCCAUUUUAAUCAGGAAUCAGAACAUGUUUAAACUAAUUUCUCACCUUUAUUAGUACAGUGCAAUGUGCGCAUCAGUAUGCAUAUCUGUGAAUCAUGCUUUACAGAAUUGACUAAUAAAGGGGAACGCUACUCAUUUCAAAGUAUCACUUCACACUUUAUCCCCAUGGUGUUUAACAGUCUGGUUAAAAUUUGUAAAUACGAAUGAGCAACCACAAGAUUCAAGGCUGUUAUGACUCAACCCAUAAUAAAAUACAUCCUGGAGCUGUUUCACUGACAAUAAUGUGAGACUGAGCUUUUACUCUCAAAUUAGCUGCAUUGCAUAAGUGUCAAUGAAGCGUGCAGAUGAUAUGUUCUUAUCCCAAAAUAAACCGGGUUUUUGUAAAUGUAUUACUCCCAGUUCUGUCUUUUCAAAUUUAUUCAAAGUGAAACUCUCACAUGAGACUAAAUCAAAUUUAUUCCGCAAGUAAAUCUCACCUGUGUGUAGGUGUAGAUGAAAGUCACGUAGCCUCUACAUCUGUACAGAUAUUGUGCUCCAGUGAAAUAUGGAGCCACUGAGAGAGGUAGUUAGUCCUCCUGGGUGCACAGCUCUGGGAUGAUAAUAUUAAAAGCAUGAGCUCAUAAAAUACAUUCGAAUGCAAUGACUCAAACCACAGAUCAUAAAGCCAGUAAAUCCCUGGUCUUGUGUUUGCAGAUUUGGACGAGAAUAAUUAGCAUAUCCUUAAAAUAUACUGAACCAACCGACUGCAUAUAAUGCAGGGUAAUCUGUGAAAAUCAGUGGUGUUCCCCCGAAAGCCUCCCCAUCUACAAACCAACUUCACUUGUGGAUUAUGGACACAUGUUGCACUAGUAUUGGGUUGAAUAUCAAAGUAUUGUAACUGUACUCAGAAAUGUUGUAACUAAAAGAUUAGAAUCUCAGAUGUAUUCAGAUGUAUUAUAACAGAAAUAAUUAGCUUUAACUGUUGGAGUAUAACAUUUGUCACAGAUAUGUGCAAAUGCUCACAGCUUCAAAACACACUUCAUGUUCAUAAUUGAUGAACUAUACUGUAAUCAGUGUCUUCAUUUGUACCACGACCAAAGCACUUCAGAAUCAGCUGAUAAUAUAUGCAACCCACAAGGGGUACAUGAAAACACAGUCCUGCGUUAUAUCACACACACCCUUACAACCUGUUCUCUUUAUCAUAUGUUUGAAUACUUCUGCAACUGUCUUGCAGUUGCAAUACAUCUGAGUAUAUUUACAAUACAAUAAGAUUUAAAUACAUCUCCAUAUCCCUCUGUUUGGAAUUCAGCUGAAAAUCAUUCAAAUUUUAUAUGGGCCUCAGCACCAUAUGAAAAUAUUUUAAAUGACUGCAUAUUUUUAUACAAACAAAUAUGGAUAUCGAUUUUUUUUUCCUCGUCUUUCUUUCUUUUUUCUUUAAGAAAAAAUGCACUAUUGACUUCUACAGGUCAACAAUGAUGUCACUUUCCAAAAUGCACAACAUGGUAACGUGCAUAUAGCCAUAGAAGUAGGUUUGAUAACUGCAUACAUACAAGUAAUACAUGUAUAAAAAAAAAUGUUGCACUAUGCAUAGAUAUAGAUUAUAUGUAGACAAUCUGUACAAAAUGCCCACAGCUCAUCAUUUUUCUAAAGCUUCAGAUAAUUUUAAUUACAUGUGUUUUCAUGGGAAUACUGGAGUGGAUUUGUACGUACUGCAUUAUAAUGAAAAGCACUGUCUUAUUACUUGGCAUUGUUUGUCUCGUCUUUUUGGUGCAGGGCUGUGUGGAAUUUUGACUUAAAUAGCAGUCUCUGUUUCUCUCUUUUUAAGGAGGAAUUGAUGGGUACUGUUACACAUGUGUGAAGGGGCGCACAAGCUUUAGCUAAUAGAUUGAAAAGCACAACAAAUGAAUGCAGCAGCUGAAUGGAUGGAGUCAUCUUUAUGCAUGAAAAUGUUCUAUGCUCUAAAGGAAAGUAAGCACAUCAUCCAGUCAUAAUGCAGUCUAACCAAUUUCUGGGUCAAUAGUGUAAGCCAAGAAAUGUGACUUUCCCUGAGAGUUUAAUACACAGAGUAAAUUCACAUCAUAUGCAGUAUUAUGCACUGAACCUGUCAUCUUAACUCAGCUAAUUAGAGGGCAUGGUGUAUCUGGACCCUGUCAGCAUGUCACCAAGUAUUACACUGCAGCAUUAGUCACGCUGUUUAUCAAGGAUACAGUCUUGGUUUGUUGCCUUUCACAUGAUCAGAGUCAUCCUGUGAUUUUUUUGUCACCUGACCUGUCUCUGCUCAUUGGAAAUUCCUCAGAACAAAUGAAAUGAAAUCUACACAGUGAUGCAUGAUGUAAGCCUGCACAGGUUUGUACAUUGAAAUGUGUAGGAUUUUUUUUUUUUUGUAUCAAAAUGUUGCUGUGAAGUUAGUGGUGAAAACACUGUAAACCUGCAAAAAUGCACAGACAGAUACACACAAAAUGUUAUUAUUAUAAUUAUAAUUAUUAUUAUGAACAGUGUCCGGCAUUUAGUUCAUUUUUUCAGUUCUACAAUGAUUCUUUUUUAAAUGUCAGGUUAAAAUUUUGUACGACCAAACUAAUGCAACAGAUGAGUGAAUAGCACAUCAACGCAGGGCAAAUAAUAGUAGUUUGCCAGUGCAUUCAGAGGGAAAUCCUACGAAGAUCAAUUUUAACAUUUUAUUUAAGUAAGAAUCUUGCAAAGGUAACUGUGUGAUGGAAACACAGCAUUAACUGUAUAUAAAACCAAUUUGUAAUAAUGUCUUUUCUCUUUCAUCUUUUUGUAAUCAACGACCAAAUUCAAGAAUUUUUUUUUUUUGUCCCACGUGAGACUACAAAUACUGAUGAUCCAAAAAAUAUGUUCAAUUGAAAUGUGGCUGUCCUGUGUAUAUGUGCAAAUGUUGAAUUUGCAGAGAAGAAGCAGUCCAGUCAGUGUCUUAUUUGUAUUCCUGUUGUUAUGUUUGCUUUUGUUUGUUUGGUUUUCAUAUGAAACAGUGAUUUUCUAUGUCAGCCUCUGAUUUGUAAAUAGAACACUUCAUCAGCAUUUCCAUGCAAACUUGCAUCAGCUCUGAAAAGCAAAAACGUGGUCUCGUAUUGCAGAAACACGCAGUCCAACUAGGAAUAUGUGGGGUAAAUAUAUCUACAGUGUGCUGUUUCUUUAGUUGUUAGCUGAUGAAUAAAAGAUAUGCAUUCAUUUGA